Molecule: messenger RNA, 2348 nt
Organism: Xyrauchen texanus (razorback sucker)
Lineage: Eukaryota; Metazoa; Chordata; Actinopteri; Cypriniformes; Catostomidae
Product: vacuolar protein sorting-associated protein 4B-like
Exons: 11
Coding region: 158-1468 (436 amino acids)
Biological process (GO): endosomal transport; vacuole organization
Molecular function (GO): ATP binding; ATP hydrolysis activity
Source: RefSeq, a predicted model, not a curated record
GGAAGUGAUUGAACUAUAUUCACUGCGAUUUAUGCUGGUCACUGAUUCAAUAUACCGGGGUAAAAAUGUGGAAAUUCGGAAGUCUUACUGAGACGCAGUAACCGAACAUCAGUUCACUUUUAAAGGACAGAUAUAUUGACGAAUCAUCGCGUUCACAAUGACUAAUGCCAAUUUACAGAAAGCCAUUGACUUGGCCAGCAGAGCCUCAGAGGAAGACAAGGCGAAAAACUACGAGGAAGCUCUGCGCCUCUAUCAACAUGCAAUCCAGUAUUUUCUACAUGUGGUGAAGUAUGAAGCUCAGGGAGAAAAAGCGAAGCAGAGCAUCAGGACAAAGUGUGCCGAUUAUCUGGACAGAGCGGAGCAGCUAAAGCAGUAUCUGAAGAAGAAAGAGAAUGCACCGCCAUCCAAACCUGUGAAAGUUCCCCAGUCUGAUGAUAAAGGGAAUGAUAGUGAUGAUGGCGAUUCAGAGAAAAAGAAAUUCCAAAAUCAACUCCAAGGUGCCAUUGUCAUGGAGAAACCCAACAUAAAGUGGGAUGAUGUUGCUGGUUUGGAGGGAGCAAAGGAGGCCCUUAAAGAAGCUGUCAUCCUGCCAAUUAAAUUCCCCCAUCUUUUCACAGGGAAAAGGACUCCAUGGAGAGGGAUUUUACUCUUUGGCCCUCCAGGUACAGGAAAGUCCUACCUGGCUAAAGCAGUGGCUACUGAGGCCAACAACUCCACCUUCUUUUCCAUCUCGUCAUCAGACCUGGUGUCCAAGUGGCUGGGAGAAAGUGAGAAGUUGGUGAAGAGUCUGUUCAGCCUGGCUCGGGAGAAUAAGCCGUCCAUCAUAUUCAUUGAUGAAAUUGACUCAAUGUGCGGCUCGAGAAAUGAGAACGAGAGCGAAGCAGCCCGCAGGAUCAAGACGGAGUUUCUGGUCCAGAUGCAAGGCGUUGGAAAUGACAAUGAAGGAAUUCUGGUUCUUGGAGCAACCAACAUACCCUGGACACUUGAUUCUGCCAUUAGAAGAAGGUUCGAGAAACGCAUCUACAUCCCUCUUCCCGAGCAGCACGCUCGCAUGUCUAUGUUCAAACUCCACCUUGGCUCCACCCCCAAUACUCUUACCGAAGCUGAUUUCGUCACACUUGGGAAGAAGACCAAUGGCUAUUCAGGUGCUGACAUAAGCAUCGUAGUUCGGGAUGCCCUCAUGCAGCCCAUUCGCAAAGUUCAGUCAGCAAGCCACUUUAAAAAGGUCAAAGGAAAAGCAUGGAACAACCCUGAUGUCAUGGUGGAUGACCUCUUGACCCCCUGUUCUCCGAACGACCCCAAUGCAAUACAGUUGACCUGGGUAGAUGUGGCGAGCGAUAAACUCCUAGAGCCAAUAGUUUGCUUGGAGGACAUGUCCCGGUCACUUGAGAAAACCAAACCCACCGUGAAUGAGGAGGAUCUGGAAAAACUGAAGAAGUUCACUGAAGACUUUGGCCAGGAGGGUUAAACCAAGAGAACGGACUCAUUUGUUCCACAGGGAGCAAACUUUGUGCAGGGUUUUUGUCGUUUAAUUCAUUGGAAAUUAUAUACAUUUCUCCUAACUGUGGCAUCUAUUUAUAUUUUGUCAAUUAAUGUGUUUGCUAUGCCACAAAACAUGGGUUUUGCUUAGUUUUUGUUUGUAUUCCCAGAUUAUUCAACCAAGCUGUUUCUGCAUCUUUAGUUUUUUCAAAUCUUUCACAUUGGUCCAUGUUUGAUGCUCUAUUAUUCUCCUAAACAUAAUCAAUUAAUGGUUAUGAUUUCAGGAAUGAUUAAGCAUUAGAUAUUUUUAUCAAGACUUUUGAAAAGGUCAUCAGCGCAAAUAUUGGUUGGUCAGUUACUUAAAUGCAUUACUUAAGUGCCUUAAUAGCUGGUCUGUUUUUAGGUUUUGGAAAAAUAAGACCAACUGUUAAUAAAUGAAUUUUGGACCAGAAUGAAAGGUGAGCAGUGGGAACAGAUAGUGUUUACAAAUGAAAUGUGCGUUGGGUAAUAUAUCAAAUCUCCGUCUUUGCCAACUCUUUGAAGAGUGGUUAUUUUUCUACUUUAAUGUUUUCCUACUUUUAUCUGUAAAUAAAAUUUACAAACUCUAUCUGGUUUGUUUUUCACUUGUAUGUAAUGCCCACAAACUAAGAUCAUAGAGCAGAUUGAAUGGUGUUUGUGCCAUGAAUUCAACUGAACCAGACUGAGAGACCAUUUAAAGGCUCAGGAACCCUUUGCAGGUGUUUAGCUGAUUAGAGUGUGACACUUUGAGCCUACAAUACUGAACCUUUUCACAAUAUUCUAAUUUUCUGAGAUUCUGAAUUUGGGGUUUUCAUAAGCUGUAAGCCAUAAUCAUCAAAAUUAUAUCAAAU